Psammomys obesus (fat sand rat) is the source of this 1565-nucleotide messenger RNA. RefSeq names its product zinc finger protein 394-like. Lineage: Eukaryota; Metazoa; Chordata; Mammalia; Rodentia; Muridae. The transcript has 7 exons. The record is from RefSeq and is a predicted model, not a curated record. Bases 21 to 494 code for a protein of 157 amino acids.
AGGACGGGUCCGAGGCUGCGAUGGCGGCGGCCUGCGCGGUGGUGGUGGCGUUGAAGGCGGAAGGGGAGGAGGAAGAGAAGGAUCCCGGGGACCCGCGGGACCCCGAAACCUCCCGGAGACGCUUCCAGCAGCUGCGCUACGGGGACGUGUCCGGCCCGGAGGAGGCUCUGAGCCGCCGUCGGGGGCUGUGCUGCCACUGGUUGCGUCCCGAGCGGCGCUCCAAGGAGCAGAUGAUGGAGCUGCUGGUCCUCGAGCAGUUCCUCAGCAUCCUCCCGCGCAGGCUGCGGGACCCUGGGCGUCGACGGCACCCCGAGAGGUGGGAGGAAGCGGCGGCCUGGGCGCGCGCCCUGCAUCCGGCCUCCCCGCAGGGCACCCCGAUUUUCAAGGCCGAGGCUGGAUCUCUGACUAGGGGAAAGUGGAGCAGCUGUCCGUGGCCCGGAAUGGCUCUUGUGGAGAGAGUGCAGAGGACGGCCAGGCUGGACCUGGAGAUCUGAGCUGCCUGGAUCCCUGGCCUGAUCCCAAAGCAGGAAGAGGACUGGAAGGAGGACACUGAGCCUGUGCAGGCCUGCCUGCAAGGCUCACCCUGGGACACUGCCCCCGACCUGGAAGAGAAACCACCUAAAGAUGCUGCCCCACCACCGCCACAGCCCCAGGGUUCACCAGGAGAGCCAGGGCCCACAGUCACCUCACAUGUCUCAGCAUCCAGGGAGGCGAGGCAGGGGGAUGGUGAGUUCAAGGCCAGUCUGGGCCGCAGGGUAGGACCCUCACGUGACGCUGGCAUGAACUCUUCCUCCUGCUCCUCAGCAUGUCCUUUAUCUCGGAGAACAGCAUCGUUUCUGCGGGCCACAAGUGCUGCAUGAUGCUCUUUAGCUACAAUAACCACAGCGGCCUGAGCUUCAUGUCCAAGCUGGACAUCCCCAAGCAAAGCGUCCAGCACAACAUGGACAAGAGGGCCACCACCGAGGACUGAAACUCCACAGCCCUGGAGAUGCUGCACUGAACAGCAUCAUGUGGGUCCGGGUUGCAGUCAUAGGGCCAGGUGUCCAUUUACAAGGUAGAGCAGCAGGACUGUCAUAAAUUCUGCACUACCGUCGUCGACGGGGCCAUGACGAUCUGGGAUUUCAAGGGAACCCGGAGGCCACCAUGGGUGGUGUUGAUAUCCUGAGAGGAGCCACAGGUCAAAAGAGAGCAGUAUGUCCCUUUUAUCAGAGCAAGAAAAAUGUUUCUUUCGCUGGACAAGAACUAUUUCACUAAUUCUGGAUGAAUGCUAUUUUUGGUCGAGACCUGUCCCAGGAGAAUCCAUAUUUACCCACAUGGAAGCCUGGGAGGAGUUCACCACCGAUGGAUUAUACCGAACCUUGCUGUGCCAAGGCCCCAUAGAACUCAGAAGAGACAGAACAAGAAAAAAACAACAUCUCUCCUUUUUCAGUGAUGCUUUGUUUGUGUCUAAUAACCUGUGAGUAUGUCCCUCAUGGCUGCUGUACUAUUAGAAGCUACACUUUGAUUAGGCUUUACUGUACAAAAAUAAAAGUUUUUGAUUUAUGUUUUGCUUUAUAAUUACCUUA